Molecule: messenger RNA, 1920 nt
Organism: Rhagoletis zephyria (snowberry fruit fly)
Lineage: Eukaryota; Metazoa; Arthropoda; Insecta; Diptera; Tephritidae
Source: RefSeq, a predicted model, not a curated record
AUGUCUUUUUCCAGCAAAUCUUUUGUAUCGGCUUCGCUUGGUUGGUACAACAUCAAUGUCUCUUCGAAAGCUGAGAAAACAUUCUUUGGAAUGAAACCUGGCCGUCCGGCAACUCAAAUCAUCAAGAAUGUGUCUGGCGAAGUGCCCUCUGGCUCUUCUCUGGCAAUUAUGGGCUCUUCAGGUGCUGGGAAGACUACACUGCUCAAUGUUCUCACCGCACGAAACCUCUCCAACUUUGCCGUUGAUGGAACAGUGAAGAUCAACGGUCAGGUGGCGGACGUCAACAAGAUCACUGCCAUGUCGGCGUAUGUGCAGCAGCAGGACCUGUUCAUAGCUACGUUGACAGUGCGGGAGCACCUCACCUUUCAGGCACUGGUUCGAAUGGACCCCACCACCAGUGACGUGGAAAAGGUCCAGCGAGUUCAGCGAGUGAAUGAGGUCAUGAAGGAGCUCAGUCUGGAGAAAUGUGCCGACAACCUGGUCGGUGGAACGUUGGCCACCGGUAAAGGCAUCUCCGGUGGUGAGCUGAAGCGCCUGGCCUUUGCUUGCGAGAUCCUCACCAAGCCGUCCAUUUUGUUCUGCGACGAGCCCACCUCAGGAUUGGAUUCGUUCAUGGCUGCCACACUAGUGGGCUUUCUCGACCGCAUGGCCACCGCCGGACGGACCAUAAUCUGCACCAUUCACCAGCCCGCGUCGAAUGUUUUCAGCCUCUUUCAGAAUCUUUUGCUGAUGGCCGACGGUCGUGUCGCCUACAUGGGCCCCACUAAAGCUGCGCCCGCCUUCUUCGCUUCACUCAAAAUGGAGUGUCCGCCCAAUUACAAUCCAGCCGAGUUUUACGUGAAGCAAUUAGCGGUGAUGCCCGGCAAAGAGGUGUCCUGUCGUAAGAAGCUGAAUGCAGUCUGUGACCACUUUGCCUCUAAAACCGUAAUGAAGGAUCUGCCCGAGAAGGCGACCACUACCUUUGUGAGCUGUGAGUCGGUGGUGUUCAACUCACCCUACAAGACCUCCUGCUUUGUGCAGUACCAAGCGCUGGCCUGGCGUUCCUACGUUUGCACCAUGCGAGAACCACUGCUCACGUAUAUUCGCGGUGGUCAGGCACUGAUCACCGCCUGCAUUCUGGCCCUCUUCUUCUUCCAUUCAAAGUACGACCAGCGCGGCAGCUUCAACACCAACGGCGCCCUGUACCUGUACCUGGUGAACAUAUCUCUGAACAAUGCCUUCUGCGUUGUCAAUGUCUUCUGCUCUGAGAUGCCCAUCUUUCUGCGUGAGCACAACAGCGGCAUGUACCGUGUAGACGCCUACUUUGUGAUGCGAAACGUUGCCGAGACGCCCAUCUUCAUCUUCAUUCCCGUUUUCUACGGGCUCAUCAUCUACUACCUGAUUGGCUUAAAUCCGCCUUUUGAUGCCUGCCUCUACCUCAUCGUCGUCGGCAUUGCCAUAUCUCUAGUGGGCGUCUCCUACGGUUACUUUAUCUCGGCCGUCUGUAACAACACUGACCUAGCUCUAGCUGUUGGGCCGCCAAUUUUUAUCCCUUUGCAAUUGCUUGGCGGCUACUACCUCAACAACAAGACAAUUCCCAAAUCGCUCUCUUGGGCCCAGUUCCUCUCUUGGUUCUACUUUGGCUUUGACCUGCUGGUGAACAAUCAGUGGACUAAUGUGGACAUGCUCGAUUGCGUGCUACCCUCAAUGCCUAAUGUCACCUUUUCGACCCUUCCACCAUCAGUUAGCAAUGUCACACUGCCACCCAAUCCCUCCCCUGCCAGUUUGUCCUGUUUCCACAACGGCGAAGACGUGAUGCAGUUCCUCGACAUGGGCCACAAAGGCGAAGUGGGCGACUUUUUUGGUCUCUUCUUUCUUUUCCUCGUUCUGCGAGUCGUCGCCUAUCUGGCCCUUUACUUGCGUGCAAUCUUUUCACGCUAA